Molecule: messenger RNA, 3677 nt
Organism: Actinia tenebrosa (Australian red waratah sea anemone)
Lineage: Eukaryota; Metazoa; Cnidaria; Anthozoa; Actiniaria; Actiniidae
Product: chromobox protein homolog 8
Biological process (GO): negative regulation of transcription by RNA polymerase II
Cellular component (GO): chromatin; PRC1 complex
Molecular function (GO): chromatin binding
Source: RefSeq, a predicted model, not a curated record
CUAGCCUGUUGUGUCAAAUAUCUAGCCGCUUUUUGUCACUUUCUUCUGAUCUUGUACGACUUCAAGGAUCAGAGAGUACAAGUGAAAGAGUGAAAAAAUUUACCGAUCGUUUUUGACUCGUUUCAGAGCGAUAGUCAUGGCUGGAUUCGGCUCCUUCCAAUGUUAUCGUAUGUCGUCUUGACUCACGAUCUUGUCAAAGAGUUGGUAAUUUUGCCUGAUUAAGGCCUUUCAAAACAGACUCGACAGCCAAUUACAAAUGAUUGUAGCAACGAAGUGAAAAUUUUUCAGCCAGUCAGGAGUCAGUGAAGCGAUCGCCCACUAAGUGACGUAAUCAACUUUUGUUUUGGUUAAUAUUACGGGAUAGACAAUGAAUGAAAUAAGAAAUCCCUCAGGCGAAGUAAAUAUUGAAUUUCUAACCUAGCUCCAGAGUGCCAUGGAAGUGAACCAAGGCAUGGAUGGUGAAAUUAGCGAAAGCCAGCCUAAUCCUCGCGCUGAGGGCAUAUUCGCUGCUCAGUGCAUCCUCAAGAAAAGAACACGAAAGGGACAAGUCGAGUAUUUGGUCAAAUGGAAAGGCUGGUCGGCCAAGAAUAACACUUGGGAACCAGCCGAGAAUAUCCUCGAUGGACGUCUGAUUCUGGCCUUCGAAAACAGUCGAAGACGACGAGGGAAGAGGCCAAGAUGGCAACGAGGGAUAGCCACAGUGAAGCGGACUCGAUCCGACACGGGACCAACGACAUCAUCUUACACGAAUAGAUGUAGUGUAGGUUAUUCAGAUUGGGAUUACGCUACUCAUUCGCGCUCUAUCAGUACUCGAGGACGUGAAAGCGAAAGUAGUGACUCUAGCUUCAGCUUGGAUGCCACUUCUGAUGUGACGAUCACAGACGAGAACAACACUUCCAGUGCUAGUUCUUACUUGUCUGUAUCUCCAGGUCCACCAGGUGAACAGGAAACUGCGGUCAAUGCCGAGCUUCCUCACACUAUUGGGUCCUCUUCACCGGCAAAUGGCCGACCUGAAUGUACUACUUCGCCGAUAGCCACGAAAACCGUGGUUGUAAAACAAGAUAAGAAUUCUCACAACAUUCGAGAUAUAUUAAAAACUACAUCUCCAGAUCCUCCAAAGCAAUUGUUUAAUUUAUCAGACUCUCAAACGAUUACUGCAGAAAAUGAUUCAAAGCCUCUUGCUGGGGAACUCGAUGAUGGGCUCGAGUUUCUUUCUCGCGAGAAGCCCUUGUACCCUCGUACCAAAACCUCCAAUUCAGAUUUUCAUCUUCGUCCCGUAGCGGAUGAAGUCGGGAAUGACAAGCGAGCAGCUCUGCCAGGCGAUGGGGCAAUGAUUUACGACAGUUCUAAAAUCCAGUUUCGACAUCAUAAAGAGACUUUGACGAAGGAAUCGCCUGAGAUAAAGGGACAGCUAACUUUUGAGGGUUUCAAAACCGAUACAAAUAACUUUCGAAUGGGAAAUUUGCCGGAACAAGGAAAGGUUUCUCUUGGUGAAGGUCAGUCGUUGGUUUCAGCGAGCUGUAAGCAGAACGGGGACAGACAGGAUGGAGUAGAAAAUCAUGGAAGCAUCUCAAAAUUUCCUUGUAGGCCGGACGGGAGAGGAAAUUUUGUGUCUGACCUUAGCAAAAAGUCAACUGUAAGUGACUCGAAGAUGGCUAUGACAGAAACUAAGUCUGGAGCACCAGGGCUAACAUACUGGCACAAACCCCUCAUUGAUCAGAUCUUUAUAACUGAUGUGACAACGAACUUCGUAACGGUAACGGUUAAAGAGUGUUUAACCGACAAGGGUUUUUUCAAGGAAAGGCAGAGCAAUGUAGUGUAGUUGAUGAACUAUCACGGUGCAGACAACACUGGUGAAAUAGACUGCCCGCCAGCGAUAUUAUAUAGUCUUCCCGUGAAAUAUGUUCUCUCUCUUGACCGAAAACCUCGAGAACAAAUCUUCCUACAGACCCUCUUCUGGAGACCAUCUUCCUUGACAACGAAAUGUCAAGAUCCCGGCUUUGAUGACUCCAUCACCAAUUGUAUUCACGGUAAAAGAGCUAUAAUCCAACAGAGGACCUAAAAAAAGCAUAGUCUAUGCCUAGUUUCACGUAUAUAAGUAAUAGAUGACUAAAGUAGAAAGGUUUAGUGCGUGGGCUAAUUUUUAGUCGAUCUAUAUAAGUUAAAGUACUUAAUAUACACGUUGUUGGAUGUUGUUGAAACUGUUUCGAAGUGUUUGUCUUCGUAUCAAAUCAGCGAGGUCUCACCAUUCUUCUGAAUCGUUGGACGAAAAAAUAAUUCAAAUGGUAUAUUCUGAAUAUAAGUUCUAGUAAAAUCUAGUUUCGUUUCAAAAAAUGUAAAGAUGAGUAAUAUUGAUAUUUCAGCCCUAAAUUAACUAGAAGAUCUCUCGUUGCUAACGUAUUACAGAUACGAAGACUGGCGAAGGAACUGGCGUUUGACUGUAGAAAAUCUAGCUUUUAUAUAUGGUAAACAAAAAAUGAUAUAAUAAUCCUAGACGAAUUUCUAAAACGAAAAAGAAAUUAAUUAUUGAAAAAGCGGGGAAAACGUUUUUUGGUGCUCGGGUUCGUCAAUAGGAAACCACUUUUUGGUUCCUUGCGGAUCUAAACAAUACUUACUUUCGAUACGGCUCGACUUUGACUUUCGUUUUUAACCAGACGAGCCGUUUCAUCUCAGUCGUGUUAGGAAAAAUAAGUAGUAUUUUUUCCGUUUGUCUGGUUUUAAAUAUAUAUAUAUUUAAGAUCUGUACUCAUAUGAUGUUGAUUGAUGCUAAUCGGUCAACUUUGCGGGCAAGACAAGGUAACAUUUUGUCCAAAGGAUUUUCAAUUAGUCGGCAAAAUCUUAAAUAUUUAGAGCUGCGGACUCUAGGAGAAAAUCUUGGUAUUUAUAAUUGUAGAUUCAAUAAUAUAAAACCUAAGUACCAAGUAAUCGUGAUAAUUACAGAAAAGACACUGCGAAAUGUAAAUCUUUUCAUUGUUCGCGAAGAAGCAUUUUAAAACAAAAAUCUAUAAUGUAAAAAAAUUAAAUUUUAACUGUUAGACUGUUGAGUUAAAAACGACGGUUUUCAGAGCGGCUAGAUUGAUAAUGGGAAGUCCUUUUGUUCGGUGAGUUUUAUUCAUCGCUAAAUUCAAACUUUGUUUUGUAAUUUGGAACGGAUUAUGGACUUGAAUAUCGUACUUUAACUAUGAAGCACGAACAACAAAGGAAGAAAUGAUUACGCUGUGAUGUUUAAAAGCUUUUUUACGAACCCUGGAUUAAGUUUUGACACUUUUUACAAUGAAAUCUUAAUGCGAUUGAGUCGGCUGUUGUGAGAAACGUGCUCCAAGAGUACUACUAUAGUUGGUACUCUAAGAACAAAAUGUACAAACCGUAAAAAAAUAUAAACAAAAUAAGGCCUGGAAAUGCAGUCUUUAUUACUUACUGUUCAAUUAGGCAGGGUUAAGAGUAUUAGUACAGUAAGAGCGUUCGCUUUCGAAUUUUUGAAUUUGAACUUUAAAAAAUAAAAGUGUUGUUUCGAUGAUUGUAGUCACACCGGCUAUGACAGUAUAAUUACUUAACUCGUGAAUUGAGUUUGAAAAAUAUGGAAUUUUACUCGAUGAAAUUGAUGUAGGCCUGUAUUGGCCACUGAUUGAAACGUUGUACGACGUUUUUGUUAUAAUAAACAUAGUAUUUACCUAAGA